AUGCCGUUGAUGCACGAAGAUGAGGCGGUCCGCCUGCCCUUGCCGGAACAGCAGGAGGCGCAACUUCAGGUGCCGCUUCAGCCUGCGAGAGCAAACCAGGAGAGCAGAGUCGACUUGACGACAGGCUUUUUUAUGCCUGGAUCCGAGGUGAGCCGCGUCGGUAUGCGUAUGCCAGAGUUCACUCCGGCCGAUCCGGAACUCUGGUUUAACAUUGUAGAUCGCAGUUUCCAAGCGGCCGGUAUAACUAGCGAAAUGACAAAGUUCGGAUACGCGUUGACCGCGCUCGGGCCGCGUUAUACGGCGGAGGUCCGCAACAUUAUCAUGAGUCCGCCCGCGGAGCGACCAUAUGAAGCGUUAAAGGCAGAGUUAAUAAAAAGAUUAAGCUUAUUUCAGAACCAUAAAACUCGUCGGUUGCUCGAGCACGAAGAGAUCAGGGACAGGAAGCCUUCGCAAUUCUUACAUUUCCGCAGCCUCGUGGGCAACGUCGUCGGAAACCAGAUAUUGAGAACGAUCUGGCUAAGUUGGCUGUCGGCAUAUAUCCAGCCGCAUUUGGUUACGUGGACGGCGGAUACAAUCGAUCAGCUUACGGAUACCGCGGACGCAAUCGUGGAGGCGCCGUUUUUCAAGUGA
Molecule: messenger RNA, 630 nt
Organism: Trachymyrmex cornetzi
Lineage: Eukaryota; Metazoa; Arthropoda; Insecta; Hymenoptera; Formicidae
Exons: 1
Coding region: 1-630 (209 amino acids)
Source: RefSeq, a predicted model, not a curated record